GCGGGCGGGCGGGCGGGGGGAGCAUUCCUGCCCCGCGGGGCCCCGGCGCGCCCCGCUGCCGCUGCCCCCCGCCCGCAGGUGCAGGGGGCUGGCGCUCGGGAACUGGAAAGAGCUGGUUGGAGUUUGCACUUUAAGCUCCCGGCUGGGAGGGAGCCGGGGGCUGGGAGCGGGUCUGGGCGCCCGGCGCCGCGGGAGGAUGGCUCGGUGGCUGCGGUCCCUGGCGGGAGCCCUGCUGCUGCUCGAGGGGGCAGCCGCCCUCAGCUUCCUCCACCAUCGCUACGAGGAGAUGGUGCAGGCCCUGUUCCGUGUGCAGAGCCAGUGCCCCUACAUCACCCGCAUCUACAGCAUCGGCCGCAGCGUCGAGGGCCGACACCUCUACGUGCUGGAGUUCAGCGACUACCCGGGCAUCCACGAGCCCCUGGAGCCAGAGUUCAAGUAUGUUGGGAACAUGCAUGGGAACGAGGUGCUGGGCCGUGAGCUGCUGCUGCAGCUCUCUGAGUUCCUGUGUGAGGAGUACCGCCGGGGCAACGAGCGGAUCACCCACCUCAUCCACGACACACGCAUCCACAUCAUGCCCUCCAUGAACCCCGACGGGUACGAAGUGGCUGCCAAGCAGGGCCCAGACAGCAAUGGGUACUUGACGGGGAGGAACAACGCCAAUGGAGUGGACUUGAACCGCAACUUCCCUGACCUCAACACAUUCAUGUACUACAGUGGGGAAAUCAGCGGGCCAAAUCACCACAUCCCGCUGCCCGACAACUGGAAAAGCCAGGUGGAGCCAGAGACGUUGGCUGUGAUCCAGUGGAUCAGCAGCUACAACUUUGUGCUCUCAGCCAAUCUCCAUGGUGGAGCAGUGGUGGCAAAUUACCCCUACGAUAAGUCUCAGGACCAGCGGUUCAGGAGCCACCGGCGCACAGUCAACACACCUACCCCUGAUGACAAGUUGUUCCAGAAGCUGGCCAAGACCUACUCGUAUGCCCACGGCUGGAUGCACCGUGGCUGGAACUGCGGGGACUACUUUGCUGAUGGCAUCACGAAUGGGGCAUCCUGGUACUCACUCAGCAAAGGCAUGCAGGACUUCAAUUACCUCUAUACCAACUGCUUUGAAAUCACCCUGGAACUGAGCUGCAAUAAAUUCCCCCCUGAGGAGGACCUGGAGCGGCAGUGGAUGGCCAACCGAGAGGCCCUUGUUGCUUUCAUUGAAGAGGUUCACCAGGGCAUCAAAGGUCUGGUGUCAGAUGAGAACAACAACGGCAUUGCAGGAGCAGUGAUUUCUGUCCAGGGAAUCAGCCAUGACAUCACCUCUGGUGAUACAGGGGAUUAUUUCCGGCUGCUGCUGCCUGGCACUUACACUGUCACUGCCUCUGCAGAGGGGUACCAGCCACAGACAGUGACCACAACAGUUGGCCCAGCUGCACCUUCACUGGUGCAUUUCCAGCUCAAACAAGACGUGGUGAGGAAGCCCCUGGAGCGUAAAACCUCAGGCACACGCACAAACAACAAAGCCCUUCAGAAGAAGGUAGUGCCAAGAGCUACCCGCCGGGGGACCCAAAGAUGAGGACAGCUCACUUGGCUGAGAGCUGGGGGAAGCCAUUUAUACGAGGCUUGGCUGAUGACUCCAGCCAGUGAACUUUCCAACAGUCCAGCAUGAAACUAGCCCAAAUUAUUAUGAUAUUAAACGAGGAAGUAUUUAA
This is a messenger RNA of Falco peregrinus (peregrine falcon), 1694 nucleotides long. RefSeq names its product carboxypeptidase N subunit 1 (gene CPN1). The record is from RefSeq and is a predicted model, not a curated record. Lineage: Eukaryota; Metazoa; Chordata; Aves; Falconiformes; Falconidae. Gene Ontology annotation, molecular function: zinc ion binding; metallocarboxypeptidase activity. Gene Ontology annotation, biological process: proteolysis. The transcript has 9 exons. Bases 197 to 1558 code for a protein of 453 amino acids.